Molecule: messenger RNA, 1721 nt
Organism: Pogonomyrmex barbatus (red harvester ant)
Lineage: Eukaryota; Metazoa; Arthropoda; Insecta; Hymenoptera; Formicidae
Molecular function (GO): oxidoreductase activity
Source: RefSeq, a predicted model, not a curated record
GGCAAUGAAUACCGGAGUCCAAGAAUUACUUUCCGAAAAACUUCAGUAAAGCCUGCGUGUGCGCAUAUAUCUCAUACAAAUUCAGUUGAGGUGUUAAUCCUAAGUUUAAAUUCUUUUUAUUGACUAUUGGAUUUUUUCUCUAAUCACACAAAAAUCAUGGAACGAGUGAAAGCUAUUAACAAAUAUUACGUUCAUCUAGAAUAUAACAACGUAACAAAUACAUCAGUAGAAAUAAAUAAGCUAUUUAACAAAAUGUUAUUGAAGCAAAAGGUUUCUCAUAUAAAAAGAAUGGAGAUACUAUCGUUCAUGAUAGAAAAAAAUUUCUCACUGUUCGUGUCUCUUUAUAAACACAUUGAUGUAGUCAUGGCUAUAAUUCGAUAUUUAUACAACAUAAGUGAAAAAUUCAAGGAUGAUGUGACAUGUAUGUUGGAUCCAACAUAUAACAACGACAGUGAAUACGGACUAGUAAUGAUAAUAACUAUACUUUUAAAUAUACGUAAAGAUAUCUCAGCACAAAUGUUGAUACAGUCCUUUCUAGUAAUGGCCUUACAGAAGCCUAUUGACAUGUUGCCGGAAAACGAAAUAUUUUUUCAUGAAUAUGAGCACAUCUGCGAAAUGAUAAUUCUGAAGGAUUCGGAUCUACAUGCAAUUAUUAACUGCCUCAAAAUAACAGAAAAUUAUAAUUUUAUUAAAAUAUGGGUGCAAGAACCUGUGAUCAAGAAAUUUUUAUGGUUUACAAAGAAAUACAACAAUUUAGACUUAUCCUCAUCUAUUCACACAUUUCAAUCAUUGAAAGAUAUUAAACUCUGUGCAUAUAACGAUUUUUCUAUAAAUAUAGUAUCCAUAUGGUCAGAGAAUAUUUUAGCUGCGAAGAAUUUUGCAUUGUCCUUAAAUAAGUGUACCGUAUUCAUAAAUUCAUAUAUGGAAUAUGAUGGUGAUUUAAUGUUUUUGCCUUAUCUGGAUAUAUAUUAUCGCAAAAAGAAAGAAAUUACAUUUAAUUUGAGAUGCAAAAUAAACUCAGAUAAAAGUGAUUUAAUAGAAAGCAAAAAGUGAAAUAUAUUUAUCAAAUGUUCCUGAAACGAAUUCUUUAAUAUAUCAUCUGUUUUAUGAUGGUAUGUGGCAAAAACCCAUACGAAACACAUAUUGGAAGCACAAUGACAUUUUAUGGGCCAAUGCUACAAUCAGCGAUAUUGUAAAGUGUUAUGAAUCAGCCAAGAAAGGAUUCGAAAUUUGGAGUGAUAAAUCUAGUAAACUCAGAAUAAAAAUAUUAUCUAAUCUCAUACCCAUGUUGAUUUCUAUCGGUAAACCUGUAUUGGCAACUAUAGUAGAACGAUGGAUAAAUUUCUCAAAUAUUUAUCCAAAUGUCAUAGGAUUUAUUUCGCCAGCUGCAAAAAUAGAAGUAAUGCAUUCUCGCGUACCGUUAGGUGUUAUCAUUCUUAAGGAAGAGAAUGAAAAUGUUUUAUUUGUCCGAUUACUGUUAACUUUAAUUACUGGAAAUACCGCCAUUAUUAUUAAUGAUGCAAAUUAUUAUAAUAUAUUACCAUAUUGCGAAAUGUUUACAACGUGCGGCAUACCAACGGGUGUUAUAAAUUCAUUAUCAUGUAAAAAUAUAUCUUUGUUAGAAGACACAUUAUGCUUGGGUCAACGGUAUUCGGACUAUAUUAAAAUCUUUUUCAUAAAAGGCAAAUCAAUAGAAUCAUAUAUACAAUCUCAGAAAAAUC